AUGGCCCCCUGUCCCCAGUCUGCCCCCUGCCUGAUUGGCAGCCCCCUAGGCCUCAUAUGUUUGUCCCUUUUGCUCACCCCUGCUGCAGCUGGAACCUACUGUGAAUGCAGCCUUGGCCUCAGCCGUGAGGCCCUGAUUGCCCUGAUCGUCGUGCUGGCGGGUGUCAGCGCCACCUGCUUCUCCGCCCUUGUCAUUGUGGCAAUUGGUGUCAUGCGAGCCAAGGGUGAAACCAUAGGCCCGGAACACACGGACAACAGGUUGGUGGGGCAUUUCGGGGUCCAGGAAGAUCAAAUGGACCUGCGCACAGUGCACGUGGAGUCUCACCUCCUGGACCCUGACCUGGAGGUGUCUACAAUGCCGCCCCUGGAGGACCACAGCCUCGGGAAUAUCUCCAUGGAGGCUUCUCUAGAGGAGCCACCGCCUCCACUUCCACCCCUGCCACCCCUGCCACCUGAGGAGGGCUGA
Messenger RNA from Otolemur garnettii (small-eared galago), 465 nucleotides. RefSeq names its product transmembrane protein 210 (gene TMEM210). The transcript has 4 exons. The record is from RefSeq and is a predicted model, not a curated record. NCBI's taxonomy places the organism in Eukaryota, Metazoa, Chordata, Mammalia, Primates, Galagidae. Bases 1 to 465 code for a protein of 154 amino acids.